This is a messenger RNA of Culicoides brevitarsis, 1635 nucleotides long. It is a transcript of the gene Pex16, whose product is annotated as peroxisomal membrane protein PEX16. Gene Ontology annotation, cellular component: peroxisomal membrane. The transcript is spliced from 3 exons. Lineage: Eukaryota; Metazoa; Arthropoda; Insecta; Diptera; Ceratopogonidae. The record is from RefSeq and is a predicted model, not a curated record. The coding region runs from base 256 to 1461 and encodes 401 amino acids. Gene Ontology annotation, biological process: peroxisome organization.
UUCGCCGUGGUUGGUUGUUUGCCUUUGUUUUCCAGAUAUUUUUCCCAAAAAUACGCUUAAAAACUCGAAAAAAAUCGACAAAAGAGCACCAUCGAUGGACUUUCGAAGCGCAGAAAAGAUUUAAAUUUCCGUGAAUACGCGAAAGAGUUUGUAAACAUAUUUUGGAUGACCAAAUAUAAAUUUGGCUUCCGCAAACUUAGUGUGAGACGAAGUAAAAAACAAGAAAAAACACUUUUUUGAAUAACGCGCACAUUUAUGGGAACUGGUUAUCAAGCCCCCUCGUCUGCCUUAUCACAGAGCUCCGCAGCAUCAACGGCAGCCGACACAAACAACAAUCAAAAUAACAGCGGCAGCCCAAGUGAUAGUAAUAGUGAAGUGCGAAAAUACAUAUUAAGGAGAAUCCUUCGCUCAUGCCUGGUAAUUAGUCAAUCUGUGAUGAGUCGCACGACAAUGUUCAACAUUUCAAAGCUCUACGAUUCGUAUUCCAACUGGGUGGCCAAGAAUCCAACCAAAGUCGGCGAUGUCGAAACAGCGAUCAAAUAUGCCUCGUAUUUCGUAGCUGGUCGCAUCAGCAGUUCCACCGUUAUAUCCGAGCUCAUUUAUUCCAUGUCGAAUCUUCUCGUGCUCUUUAAUGAUCGCAUAAUCGAGAAGAGCAAUCUGCCUAGCGAACGGGUGCGCGAUGGAACGGAAAACAUGCUCGUUCUAAUCCUCACUCGCUUAGAAUAUUGCGAAGUAUUUAUCGAGUUGUCGGCUCAAAAGAUGUGGGGUACGAAAGGCAAAUGGUUCAUCAUUGUCGUUAUUCAAUUCAUCAAAUGCAUUGGUCGCUUAAUUUUGACACUUCAUUACAAGAACUCCAUUGUUCAAAGUCCCCCAAUAUCUGUUCUGGACCGCAAAAAGUUCGAUGACACAAACAGGCCAGUGGCCGUGGGAAAUGAUGGUGAUAUGUAUAACAUGAAUGGUCGCAUCACCUUUACACUACGUCGUUCGGGUCGUGUCGUGCGCAAGGUAGACGGAGCUCCGCCACUGUAUUUGCGAAAUUGGCGAAACUUGGGAAAAGAAUGCAAGCCCGACAAUCAGAUUGAACAUCACAAUAAUUUGACGCGUGCUGAAACGUUGUACGUGCUGAAACCCAUGAUUCACUUGGGCGGAUGUGCCCUUUUCGGAUACAAGUCGUGGCGCAGCUGGUCAAUUGCCCUGUUCAUUGACCUCAUUAGUCUCCGGAUGUACAUGAACAAUAGAAGACUGCUGACCAAAAUCCAAAAGGUCGAAAUUUCAAGACGCAUCAUGACGUUGCUACUGUAUUUAAUGAGAUCGCCAUUCUAUGAUAAAUACAGCGGCGAUAAGAUUAACUGCUUACUGCGAACUUUAUCGAAGCAUAUACCAUUCACGAAGGCUAUUGUGACACCACUAAAAGAUUACAUUCCUUACUGGCAGGAAACCUACUUCCACAUGUGGAGCUAAAUGUGUAAGUGACGAAAUAACCUUCCUUCCUUUAUGUUCUUCUUCUUCUUCUUUAUUUACCUUUUUAUUAUUUGAUCAAAUGUGAACAGUAAAAAAAUAUUUAUCAAGUAAGCUUUUUAAAUAUUAUAAAUAAAGAAAUGUAAAAUAUAUGUACAAUAAAAAAUAUAUUUUUAA